Messenger RNA from Blastomyces gilchristii SLH14081, 2690 nucleotides. RefSeq lists its product as uncharacterized. The transcript has a single exon. Bases 957 to 1439 code for a protein of 160 amino acids. The record is from RefSeq and is a predicted model, not a curated record. NCBI's taxonomy places the organism in Eukaryota, Fungi, Ascomycota, Eurotiomycetes, Onygenales, Ajellomycetaceae.
UUUUUUUUUUUUUUUCCUUUUCUUUUGCCUGCAGCUAGUUGGCUAGCGUCAGCUUCCCCUUUCUUAUUUAGAAAAUGAAAAAAUACGCAGACCCUUGUUCGCUUGUUCCCUUGUCCCUUGGCCCUUGCCCGCUUUGGGUGCCCUGCCUGUUUGUGUCUGUCUGUCUGUGAAUAUAUUAUUAUUAGUUAUAUGUAUGGAGUCGUUGCUAUUAAGUUCCUUUUUUUUUUAAAAAAAAAAAAAAUAAUAAAAUUCUUUCUUUUUUUCACUGACACAUAGUUGUUGUUGAGUGGUUAUAUAUGGUCUGUCUGUGUGCUUGUUCUGAGCAGACUUAAAUCCAUGCCACGCCCCUUCUCUUUGUCUUGACUAUUUUAUUUAUUCUUCUUCUUCUUUAACGAUCACUCCAUAUAACUCUGCUUCUACUCUGUACUCUCCUUAUAUCGCUAUCUAUCCUUCUUUCUACUCCCUUCUUCCCGUCGGUUUCCAGCUUCCCUCGACCGCUCGCUCUCCUCUUCCUGGUCUCCUCUCCCGGUUCUUGCCGCCUUCUGCCCUCCCAACACGGUCCCACUCCGCCCCGCCGCAACCAGAUCCCUUCGUUGCACCUUAAAACCAAACAAAACCUUCGACCAGCAUCCGUGCAUCACAUCAUCCAUCUCUCCUCAAUCAUCAUCGUCAUCUUCCCGGCCCGUGACUCACGCCAUCAGCCCUUUAAAUCACGUUCUUCCGUCGUCUGUCCUUCGAAUCUAAUACCUACCACCUGAACCUGCUAUUCGAAACGUCUUAUCACAUCUCCCUCUCUCUCUCUCUCCAUAUAUAUUUAUAUAUAUAUAUAUAUUUAUAUAUAUAUAUAUAUAUAUAUAUAUAUAUAUACCAGCAUACAACAAACUCUAGCCAUAGUGAACGAACAAAAGUAGCCUGCCUCUGGCUCGCAAUUCGACGCUUCACUGCAACAUCUCACAAUGGCAACUGCCUGGUCACUAGACUUCUGUCUGGUCUGCGAUAGACAGACGCUGGGAGGGGCAUACUGCUCCCAGGCUUGUCGAUUAGCAGAGAUGGACGGCUGUGCCACCACAGCGGCGGAUUCAGAACCUUCGUCCCCCACCACCACUACACCAGUAGCGAGUCCCUGGACCGCUCAAGGAUAUCAACAUCAACAUCAACAUCAACAGCCAUCAGCUCUAUAUCUCGGUCCCGCCAUUGACUUCAGCGGUUACAAGUUCCCCGGUUCUUCUUCUUCUUCUUCUUCUUCUUCGACUCCAUCCAUGCCAUCUGCUUCCCGACAACGUCUCUCGCCCUCCUCCUCACAAACCUCCCUCUCCUCCCUCCACAGCGUCUCCUCGAAUUCCUCCUCCCUGUCCGGUCAAGCGAGAAGUGAAUUGGAAAACUACUCUGGUAGUUUCGACAAAGUCCGAGACUGGAAGCGACGACGAACAGCCUCGUGAUGGUUCCUUACCAUACGGAGCAACAAUUACGACCCAACCCAACCCCACCCUCCCCUCCCCUCUCUCUGUUACAAGAACGGCAAUACUUUCGAACCAAUGUCGUUUAACUCGAUUAUACAUGACCACUUUUCCCUUUUCCUAAAAAAUAUACAUUAUAUAUAUAUAUAUGCCACCACCACAUCUACGAACUUUCUGGGUCUGCGGAGUCAAAAAAACCUUUGAGGGGUGUCGGUUGAGCAUGAAAACACUACCACGAAACCAAAACUUGGAUGGAAACUCUUUUCUCUGCGUCGGAAGCAUAUUUUGCAGCAUUUUGAACUGGCGUUUUUUUUUCGCUAUUAUUUACCCACCAAAACAAAGAGUGACAAAACUAUAUAUACCCCACAAAGCGAACGACCUAAAAAAAAAAGCGUCCAUGAAAAUAUAUUCGAGAGUGAUUGAGGGAAGGAAAGGGAAACAAGAAGAAACCACCGAAGACUUUGCCUUUCCAUCCGACAUCUCUGCACUUGAACAAAAAUAUAUUUAAAAGAAGAAGAAAGAAAGAAAGAAAGAAACAUCCCAAUGACUCUUUUCCACUCAUGCUACACACAGCUGAACAUACAUUAUGCACAUGUCUCCUUUCCUUUUGUUCCUUUUUUAUCAGCUUCCUCUUAACUUUCUUUUCUUGCCUUGUCUUUUUAUACAUCACUAUACUAUACUAUACUAUACUAUACUAUCCUAUCCUCUCUUCUUUGCAUCCUAUUUCCUUUUUCCCUUUUCCUAUUUUUUUAACUUGACGUUUGAAAAGAUCAAAAAUAUCAUUCGCAUUGUUUUUUUUUUUUUUUUUUUUUUUUUUUUUUUCCAUUUUCAUACAUCACAUCACAUCGCGCGGGUUGGGCACACAGACGCAUACACACAAAAGAAGGUUUUGACGGAAAUGAAUAGAAGAAGCCAAGAGAAAAAUGAGAAAUCACAUUAUUUCAUAUAUAUAUUAAGUGUUCAUCAACUGAUGAAACAGACAUAGUGAUACAAUGCUAUAAAUGAGAUGGAAUGAAAAUGAAUGAGUUUUACAUACACUAAUUAAUCAUGUUAAGCUCAUCUCACUGCAAUGAUACUAUCACUACGAUAUUAAUAUUAAGCGUCAAAAAAUUCAUCAUUAUUUAAUAUUAUAUAUCUCUCUAUAAUAUACAAAUUAUUUUACAUAUACUCACUCAGUUAAAAGCUGUAAAAUCUGUUAUAGAUUGAAAUAUGUGAUCAAUCUGAGUCAUGCCG